Molecule: messenger RNA, 2989 nt
Organism: Cyprinodon variegatus (sheepshead minnow)
Lineage: Eukaryota; Metazoa; Chordata; Actinopteri; Cyprinodontiformes; Cyprinodontidae
Gene: znf653
Product: zinc finger protein 653
Exons: 10
Coding region: 145-1983 (612 amino acids)
Biological process (GO): regulation of transcription by RNA polymerase II
Cellular component (GO): nucleus
Molecular function (GO): transcription coregulator activity
Source: RefSeq, a predicted model, not a curated record
UAAACUCUUCCACAUAUUAAUUCUCACUCCUUCUGUUUUGUGAGAAGUUUAACUAGAAAAACUUAAACCAAAGUAAAAAGCUUUUUGUGAUGUUUGACACAACUCCAGCUAAUCACGGGAUCAGCUGUUGGCAUUAAUUCCAAGAUGGCGCAUUGUCCGGUAGGCUGUCCUUCUGAGACCGACCGAACCGGAGGUGUUCUGAGGCGGUGCAGGGGUCGACCGAGGCUCACGGACUCAGACCGAGCUCAGAGGAGGCUGGAAUCCCGAAAGAAGUACGACGUUAGGAGGGUUUACCUCGGAGAGUCGCAUAAGGUGUGGAGCGAGCUCCGCAGGAGGACCAGCCUGAGUGAUGCUGGGCUGGCUGAGUUCCUCAUCCUGCUCUACUCCACUUAUGGAGACAGAUACCAGCAGGAGCAGAGCGGAAAGGAGGCAGCAGCAGAGGAUUCUGGGAAGCAGAAAGGUAGGAAGCAGCGAGUUUCCAGCCUCCACAGUCUGGUUAGUUGGUACCGGGAUCACUCGGCCUCAUGUCCCCACGAACCGCAGCUCCGAGCUCUGGAACCCAGGCCUGACCGCUCCACCGCCGCCGUCUGGCAGUGCCUCUCAGACCACUCCUUCAUGCAGUUUCUUUACUCGCCCCUGAAGGACGUCAGUGACUCUGAGCAGGAAGAGAGAGGAGAUGGAGACAGUGAUGGAGAGGCUGCCAACAAAGUGGACACGGCUAAACGAACCAGGAGCCGGCAGAGAAGAAAGGGAGGCCAUAGAAAGUGUAAAGAUGAACUAACUGAAGCUGUGAACCAGACUGAAGAAGAUGGAGGCCUAUACAGCCAGUCCAGAGUAGAGGAUUCAUCUCAGGAUGCUAGCGGGACACGGCAGCCUGCCUGGGAUGCAGCAUCCUUACACUCUGCCUCUGCUGAGGAAGAGGAGGCAGCAGAGCUUGAGGAUAUGAGUCGAGUUACAGAUGAAGGAGAGGGGAAAAGUCUCAGGGAGAGAGAAAGCAGGACUCUUGGGUCUGAUUCCAGCGAGGCAUCUGAAACAGACAGACUGGAUCAGCACUCUAAAAGCUUGAAUGGUUCCGUCCCGCUGAGCUCUCAGCUGGAGCUGUCCGUCCCACCAGCCGUCCACGACCAGCAGGUGGAGCUGUUCCACCCUCGGCCUCUGCACACAGCAGCGACCGGCUGCCAGAUCCCUACCCAGCCGACGCCUCUGGAAGGCUCACAGUUAAUCAUCAUCAGUGGUUCCAGUUAUGAAGCCUUGGCGUCAGAAGGAGUCCAGCUCAACACGGGCAGCGGAAACAUGGAGGAGGUUUCUUGCACCGUCAUCGGUGGUGUCGCCUACAACCAGCUGUGUGUGCCCGACUUUAAAGUCGAAGCAGCAGAGGAAGAUUCCCUGACAGGAUUGAGUGAGACGCAGCUGGUCCAGAACUCCAUCGAUAACCUGGAGCUGAGUAGCAGCAGAGAGCUGCAGCGGACUCUCAGCAGGUCAAAGAGAAACAGGCGAGGACCGGUCAUUGAAGCAGACGGCAUGCUGAAGAUGUUCCACUGUCCUUAUGAAGGCUGCAGUCAGGUUUACGUAGCAAUCAGCAGUUUUCAGAAUCACGUGAAUCUAGUUCACAGGAAAGGAAGGACCAAGGUCUGCCCUCAUCCUGGCUGUGGGAAGAAGUUCUACCUGUCAAACCACCUCCACCGUCACAUGAUCAUACACUCAGGGGUCAGAGAUUUCAUCUGUGAAACGUGCGGGAAAUCAUUUAAGCGUAAGAAUCAUCUAGAAGUCCACCGGCGGACGCACACAGGAGAGACGCCGCUCCAAUGUGAAAUCUGUGGCUACCAGUGCCGCCAGCGUGCCUCCCUGAACUGGCACAUGAAGAAACACACUCCGGAGGCACUUUACAACUUCACCUGUGAGUUCUGCAACAAGCGGUUCGAGAAGUUGGACAGCGUUAAAUUUCAUAAAGUGAAAAGCCACCCUGAAAAACAAACAAGCUGAGGUCUCUGGAGGGGAGUGUCUCCUCUGUUCAAACGGCUCAUGUUUCUUUAUAGGGGAUAUCAGCUUAGUGAGACAGUCCAACCCUGUGCAGGACACAGGCUGUGACAGUAGAAUCUGCUGAGUUAACAUUACGACCACAGGAAAAUACAAAGGGGGCUCAACAUGUUCUUAAUAUGCACUAACAACCUUAUCGUUUACAGUAGUAACUAUUACUUUUCAGGGAUUGCAUCAUUCUGCGAUGCAGAUUAUGUUUUUAUUCCUGAACAUCAGAAACUGGUCAGUGUCUUUGUUUGGGGGCCAGUCCGGGAUUCAGCAUUACCAAAAAUUGCAGAACUGUAACCAGUGGGAAUUUGAAUUAUCCUUUUACUGCCGACUGUUUAUAAAAAGUUUGUAAACCAGAGAGGUCGGUUGAUAAUAAAGAAAUAUGACCAGUGGUAAAUAUCCAGUAAAAGUUUAGGCUGUAAAAGGACUGGACUACGAGUCAUCUGUUAGACAUCAUGCUUGGUUUUAUGAUGAGGAAACAGUUGAAUUGGGUCAGUAACACAGUAUCUGUGUCUCCCAUGUGAUUUUAAUAACUCUGCUCAGGAAUUUUCAUAAAAUCCUUUUUGUUCUUUCUUCAAUUUCUCUGUUUCUUGACCUCAAUAAAAGCAAUUUUCCUUUUUGUAUUAACCACUAUCUUCUGAGUUUUUUUUUUUUAAUAAAGUAUUUUUUUCUUCAAAAGAACUUUCUUGUAUGCAACCCGGUGUGUUCCUGCUUCAUGCGUCCCCCCAACCUGGACCGUGUGCACACUUAUGACACAGUCUAGCUGCUCUUAGAUAAUAAAACAAACAUAUAAAAGCUCUUGUGACACCUUGCGUCAUAAAAUCUAUCUUUAAGGUAUAGAUUUUGAAUGAUUUAUACAUUAAGAAAUAUUUGUAAAGGCUACAACACAAGACAGUAUCCUUAAAGUCUCCUUUAAGGAUUAGUGACUCCUUUAAGGAUUAAAGAUGCAGGUAAAUGGUAGUGC